Molecule: messenger RNA, 384 nt
Organism: Lactuca saligna
Lineage: Eukaryota; Viridiplantae; Streptophyta; Magnoliopsida; Asterales; Asteraceae
Source: the annotation of a GenBank genome assembly
AUGUGUGGUGGGACAAAUCGCCGAUGGCUAGAGGUUGUUUGGGGAGUCGUCGACCAUGGUUUGGGGAGACCGGAAAAUAGCUACACUUUUACAAAGGAAUAUUUAAGUGCGUGCGUUCCAAAUGAACAUGCCCAUAUUGCGAAAUCAUGUUCCACAGUCAAUCUAUACAAAUUUAAAGCACAAGCUUUUCUAGCAGGAAAACAAAAAAUAGAAAGAGAAAAACUUACCGUUGAUGGAGGACGAAGAUCAUGCAGGAACGACAAGGAUGGAGCUUGGGCGGAGGCGUUUCAGGAGGCAGCAACGGAGGAGAUAUCGUCGGAGGACAUAAAUCGUAAAUGCAUGGGAAGCAAUGUUGGCAAGGAGAAGAAGAAUAAGCGCAAAUAA